GAGAGAGAGAGAGAGAGAGGCAUAAAAAGUGAGAGGUGACUUGAAAUGUUGAGGUGUAGUAAUAUGGCCACCGAGUGUGUGAACUGAUGACGUCCCUGGCAGCGCACUUCGAAUCCUCUUUCUCGACGUUGUCGUCGUUGUCACCAACAACUUCGCCAUAUCCGUGUAGAUGUGCUACGCCAGAACAUCUGGUGUUGUGAAGCGGUCAAGUGCAGCCCAGUGCGCAACAGUGGCUGAGGAAAUUUCGGCAUUGCGCCCACGUACACGCGUUUCUUCGUACGAUAGCCGAGAUCGGCCUCGUUGCCAGGAUGAUGAACAUGUGGAAAGUGCGCGAGCUCGUGGAUAGGGCGACCAAUGUCGUUAUGAAUUACACAGAGACGGAAGCGAAGGUGCGCGAAGCCACGAAUGACGAUGCAUGGGGUCCGACAGGCGCCAUGAUGCAAGAGCUCACACAGGCGACCUUCACGUAUGAGCAGUUCCCGGAAGUGAUGUCGAUGCUUUGGAAGAGAUUGCUACAGGAAAAUAAACGCAAUUGGCGCCGUACAUACAAAUCGCUACUCUUGCUCAAUUACCUGGUGCGCAAUGGUUCGGAACGCGUGGUGACCUCGUCGCGGGAGCACAUCUACGAUCUUCGUUCCUUGGAGAAUUACACGUUCGUCGACGAGUUCGGUAAGGACCAGGGCAUCAAUAUCAGGCAUAAAGUGCGCGAGUUGAUCGACUUCAUCCAGGACGACGACAAGCUGCGGGAGGAGCGGAAAAAGGCCAAGAAGAACAAGGACAAGUACAUCGGGAUGUCGAGCAAAGCUAUGGCGAUGUGUGUGGGUAGCGGAGGAGGCGACAGGUGGAUGGACAAUCCAAAGUGGUCUAGUAAUAAAUCGAGUACGGGUACGAGCGGCGACGGCUACAACGAUUGGGACAGGGAAAAUAGACCCAAGGGAUUCGAGGAUGAAAACAAUAGCAUAACCAUAUCGAAACAUUCCAUGAGAAGUGAAAUACCUCAAAGUCUCCUCAUAUUCAAAAUGAUUCAAAAUGUAUUCAAAACCGACGACGGCGAUCGGGAAGACUCGGACAAUGAGGCGCACACGAGCUCGAAGAAAAAUUCCGGUAGUGGAGUAGGCGAGAGACGCGAAUACAGAGACGCGAUGGACAGCAUCGAGAGGGUCAGCAAACCCACGACGUCCGUCGCUUCAACGAAUAAUUCCUCGCCCACGAGAGUGCCGAGAAUCAUCAAAAAAGUCGAUCUCGGGGCCGCGGCCAACUAUGGCAAGGACCAAGUGAGCUCGUCGCCGAGUCAGCUGCAGCCGACGAGCAGAAAUAAGAACGAUAUAUUCAAUGAUAUUUUCGACACGCAAAACGACAAUAAUAUCACAGUCUCGAGCAAAUGGCCCGCGGAUAACAACGAGGACGAUGACUUCAAUCCCCGGGCGGAAAAUUAUGCGCCUCUACCCAGUGGCCAGAACGUCUCGGAUUUCGGGGACUUCACCUCGCCUUGCUUAUUAUCUCUAAAAGUCUCGAGCAAAUGGCCCGCGGAUAACAACGAGGACGAUGACUUCAAUCCCCGGGCGGAAAAUUAUGCGCCUCUACCCAGUGGCCAGAACGUCUCGGAUUUCGGGGACUUCACCUCGGCCUUCAGCUCGCCAUCCACCAAAACUAAAGAGAACAGAGGGAGCGACGAGUUCGCCGACUUCACCUCGGCUUUCAACUCGAGCAUGUCGAUAACGCAACAACCGCAAAUGUCUCUAAUCAAUCCGAUGAUACCCAGUGUCGGCAGCCCCGUCUCCGAUAAUCUGAUAAUGCCGAUGAACGCGAGGAUCAACACCAGCUUCACCAGCGGCAACGAUCUUUUUAACGCGACCCAACCACAGCAGCCACUCACCAAUCAGCCCCAAAUAAUUAACAAUAGCAAUAAUAAUGCAACAAUGUCAAAUACCGACUUGCUGUCGGACCUAACUGAUUUCAAUGCUUCCCUAGGAUCAUCCAUCACUCAGACGAAUAAUUUGAAUAAUGCAAAUCUCUUCAAUUCUGAUCCUAUUGGGCCACUUAAUAAUUCAGCUUCAUCGGGAUUCGAAGAGACUCGUGAAAGACACGCAAGCCAUCAACUGUUGGAGGUUUUGCGAGACCUGUCGACACAUAAGAGUCAAAGCAGUCUGAAAAGAUUACGAGGCACAAUCCUGGAAUACCUCGAGUUCUUACCGGGCCCUCUAACGCCGCAAAAGUGCACUGGUCAGGAUUCCGAUUACGAAUUGGAUGUUCUAGCGUAUAGUAGAGUUUUGGAAAGUCUUGUGGAGAUCUUCGAUUGCCAUUUUCCCUUGUCGAACGAAGCGGUUGACGCGACAGUUUGUAAUUUGUUUAUAUUGGACGGCGCCAGCUGUCAAUUGCUUAACGAAUCGCUUUUAAUUCUCACUCAAGCUCUGAAGAAGGCGGACGACGCAAGGCUAAUCGAAUGUUUUGGAAUUAUUUUGGAAAAGUUAAUCAAGAGCGACGCGCUGCUUUCGGCUAUCAUGCUCAUCUCAUUGCCAAACAGGGUCGCAAAUAAAAUGCAGAGAAAUCUUUUGGAGUGUUUCAAAUUGAAAAAUUUCGCGAGUAUCGUUUGCUUUGCAACGAGUCGGGCGAUCUAUACGCUUAACGAAGCAUUGUAUCUUUAUAAAAUUGAAGUGGAUACGGCCGUAAUGUCAAUGCUGAUCAGUAAAAUCUUUUUUAUUCUCAAUUCAAACGAUUUACUUUCUGUCGUUGAUAUCAUAACGGAAUGGUGUAUUUCAAAUGUGAACAACAUUCGGCCUUUCGUUCAGAAAAUUUUGCUAAAUAUUGAAGCGCACAGUGUCGAAAACGUGGCGAUUUUAUUUUUAAAGCACUCGCGAUUUGUUCCAAAUAUUUUUGGAGACUUAAUUAGAAACGAUAAUUGGCGCCACACUCUCGCCACGAGAAUUCCACUGAUGUCUUGGUAUAAGGACGAGCAACUGAUUAAGAAUUUCAUUUCGUAUCUUUAUCAUGCUCAAAGCGCCGAUGAUAGAAUCCUUGUCGAUAUUACGAAAAAAUUAAUCGACAUUUGGGGUGACCAGAGUGCUUUGAAUCACACGACCUUCGAUCAGCAUUUAUACAUAACGAAACUCAUAAUACUGGCCGUUAGAAUUAUCAAGAGUAGUUUAUUAUCGAACGAACAGAGUGAAAUUCAGCAGCUUGUCUUUGCUGGUAUUCCCGCGCAUUUAUCCUCGACCGAAGUUGAAGUACGAGCUAUUGGUAUGGUAACGGGCGAAAUACUUACCGAAUUGCUCGUUGACGUUAAAAAGAUCGACGACAAGUUGAAAUUCGAAUACGACGGUAUGGAUAAAAAUACCAUGCAGCUGGUUAAUGCAUUAAGAGCUCUAAGAAUUUCAUACCCAAAUCCGAAUGACAGUGAAGAUCGAUGCAAAGACUUGACACUUAAUAAUAUGGAAUUCCCGAACUUGGGUAUGAAAAAAGUAUUCGAAUUAGGCGUUGAAUGUGGAAUUCUAACGGAUCCCCGUGCGUCGAUUGAUGAACGAUCAACGCACACCGUUGAAGCAAUGAAGCUACCCGUGAAAAAGGAAACGAUGAUUAUCGUUACAGAAAAUGCAGCUGCCCAGGAUGAAGAAUUGGACAGCGAUGACGAUUUGGUACCCUACGAUAUGUCGAACGACGCCAGGGAAUCCGAGCGAUUAAAGCCAUUGUAUUUGCGCGAUCUGCGGGACAAUCUGGUGAACACAGACAGCAAGAAUUUGGAAAAUCCCGAGAUAUUUUCGGAGACGUUAAAAAUUAGCGAGGAAUUGAUAAUUCGUCAAUUGGGAAACGACGAUCCAAGUUUCGCCUGCGAAUUACUCGAGAUAUUUCUGAAUCUUCAGGAGAGAGGCUCCGUGGAUGACUUUGAAGUUUUAACGUUCAAAGCUUGCGUGGCCAUUGUCACGGUACAUCCCAAUGAAACGGCUAAAUACAUUUGCGUCGAGUUCCACUCGGAACUCUCCAAAUACUCGGUGCAGCAACGACUUCUCAUGUUAAAUAUUUUGUGCGAAGCGGCAAGCAGCCUUUCGCGAAUCCCAGUAACAAGCGACAUCAGCAGUACGGUGACGGUUACUACACUUGCUAAAAGAAAGAAAUUAUCAAGGCCAAUCAAUCUGUUUAUAGAAACGGACAAGUCAAAGAAGUAUGAAAGUAUGUACGACGAUGACUAUGAUGAUCCGACGAAUGACGCGUGUACGAGUAUCGAUUGGUAUGAGAUUGUGCAAGACAGGAUUCACUCGAAAACUCGUCACUUUGCACACGAAACCAAAUUACCAAAAACGACUAUCAACAAAUUUGGAAACUUCGUGUCGUCGUUCUUUUAUCCCCUAAUCUAUGGCUUUGGUAAUCCAAGACAAAGCUUCAUGUACGAAUUACCUCAAAGUUAUCAAGAUCACGAGAGCAUACUUUUAACGCGCUACCUCGAAACCUUAGCUACCAUCAUGAUUGCAGCGCAAAAUUGUCCAUUAAGCGUUAAGAUGGCUAAAGAAAUUUUAGAAUUAGCUUGGACAUUGAGAUACCAUGAAAGGGGCAGAGUGAGAUUGGCGAUCAUGAAAUGCGUAGCUGCUGUGCUUAUUAGUGUGCCCGAAUUCGAAUUGAAACGCGAAUUAUUGAGCGCGCUUAUGGAAAUUAGAUUAUGGCUGGUAGACGCGACGAAAAAUUCACUCAUAGGAGAUCCGGAUAAAAAUUGCCAGGAACUGGGAAAACACGUGCUGUACUUAAUUAAUUCCAUAUUUCAAGAAGUAAUUAAACAAGAAUUGCAAAUAGACAAUUUCUUGUAAAAUGCUCCACUUUCUUACCGCUGACAAUUUAAAUAUAAUUUAAUGGAAUUUACGGCCAGUUAACUGUAAUCGAUUAACUAUAAUCAACCAAUUAGUCAACGCUUCUUUACUAUCCUCGAGAAUUAUUAGUAUGUAAUGGGAAAAGGAGCCCACAUACGCAAAUUUUAUAUGAAAAAUGUAAUUAUCAAUUUAUCAUUAUAAUAAUACAAUAGUAAU
Molecule: messenger RNA, 5009 nt
Organism: Ceratosolen solmsi marchali
Lineage: Eukaryota; Metazoa; Arthropoda; Insecta; Hymenoptera; Agaonidae
Gene: lqfR
Product: clathrin interactor lqfR
Exons: 11
Coding region: 309-4793 (1494 amino acids)
Biological process (GO): endocytosis
Cellular component (GO): clathrin vesicle coat; plasma membrane; endosome
Molecular function (GO): phospholipid binding; clathrin binding
Source: RefSeq, a predicted model, not a curated record